Molecule: messenger RNA, 3460 nt
Organism: Haliotis rufescens (red abalone)
Lineage: Eukaryota; Metazoa; Mollusca; Gastropoda; Lepetellida; Haliotidae
Product: collagen alpha-1(III) chain-like
Exons: 12
Coding region: 39-2894 (951 amino acids)
Source: RefSeq, a predicted model, not a curated record
UAGCAUCCUUCCCCCCUAAUAUAGGGGUUUCACAUAGAAUGCCGUCAACUAGAACCUGCUCAGACAUGGCCGGGCAAGUGUUGUUGUGCCUCACGGUCCUUCUGGCCUGUUGUGCAGGAGCGCCUUCCGUUGAUAGGAGCAGUGAGUCAGGUCACUCCUGCUACCACUGCACAGAUGCCUCGAACAACACUGAAUGUCAACAUCUUACACGAUGUCUCCAUAGCCAGAACCGAUGUCUGACUCAAAUCUGGUUUUCUGACUCUGGGAUCGUGAUUGGCAAGAGAUGCGCCCCAAUGCAGAAAUGCUACGUCUACGAGGAGAACAACGAGGACGCUUGCAGCAACCCCGAUGAAGAGUUCGAAGGCUAUUGUUCGUUCUGUUGUGAGGGGCCAGGCUGCAACCAGGGUCUACCACCUUAUGGGACAGUUUCGGAGGAUGAAGCCGAUGACGUAGAUGACGGCGACAGUAAGUCACAUGGGAGCAAGUCAGGAGGUCAUGGGAGCAAGUCAGGAGGUCAUGGGAGCAAGUCAGGAGGUCAUGGGAGCAAGUCAGGAGGUCAUGGGAGCAAGUCAGGAGGUCCUGGCAGCAAGUCAGGAGGUCAUGGGAGCAAGUCGAAAGGUCCUGGCAGCAAGUCAGGAGGUCAUGGGAGCAAGUCAGGAGGUCAUGGGAGCAAGUCAGGAGGUCCUGGCAGCAAGUCAGGAGGUCAUGGGAGCAAGUCAGGAGGUCAUGGGAGCAAGUCAGGAGGUCAUGGGAGCAAGUCAGGAGGUCAUGGGAGCAAGUCAGGUGGACCAGGCAGCAAGUCAGGAGGUCAUGGCAGCAAGUCAGGAGGUCAUGGGAGCCAUUCAGGUGGACCAGGCGGCAAGUCAGGUGGGCCAGGUGGACCAGGUGGACCAGGCGGCAAGUCAGGUGGACCAGGUGGACCAGGCGGCAAGUCAGGUGGGCCAGGUGGACCAGGUGGACCAGGCGGCAAGUCAGGUGGACCAGGUGGACCAGGCGGCAAGUCAGGUGGACCAGGCGGCAAAUCACAUGGACCAGGCGGCAAGUCAGGUGGACCAGGCGGCAAGUCAGGUGGACCAGGUGGACCAGGCGGCAAGUCAGGUGGACCAGGUGGACCAGGCGGCAAGUCAGGUGGACCAGGCGGCAAGUCAGGGCCUGUUAAAAGCCCUGGAGCACAAGGGGGACUCAAAACACCGGCUCCUGCGACACAACCACCUCCUCUUCAGACAAACCCACCAAAGACACCCCAGCCACAAGCAAAGACCCAACCUCCAGCAACGCAACCUAGAGCAACACAACCUCCGGCAACACAACCUCCAGCAACACAACCUCCGGCAACUCAACCCGCAGCAACACAACCCCCUGCCACCAACGCACCUCAAACACAGGCCCCACCAGCCCAAAACAGACCAGCACAGCAGCCUAACAACGUGGUACAGCCUUGUCACUGUCAUGCUGGUCAACUGUGCUACGUAAAUCAUGGCCCAGCUGGUCAAAAUGGUCAAUCGGUCAACCAGGGAGGUAGUCAGAUAGGUGCCCUGGGCAGUUCCGGUUUGGACAUAACCAUCAACCUUCAUCUCGGAGGAAUAUUGUUUGGAAGCGCCGGAAACCAGAUGAGCCCAGCCCAGAGUGUUGCUAAUUGUCCCUGUGCCCAGCAAAACGCCAAACCCGCAACUACAGCCGCGCCAACACAACCGACUAUCCCACCAACAGUCACCCAGCAUCCGACCACGCCCAAACCGACUGCAUCUCCAACGAAGUCGCCCAAAAUGACAAUAGCACAAACAAAUCAACCGACACCGACAACCGCACAACCAACAAAACAACCGACAACCGCACAACCAACAAAACCACCGACAUCCGCACAACCAACAAAUCCACCGACAACCGCACAACCAACAAAUCCACCGACAACCGCACAACCAACAAAGUCAACAAAUAAACUUGUUCCAAAAUUUCCUUCAACUGCUGCACCGUCGACUACACCAACAACGGCUUCAACCGCUUCAACUACGACUACAACAACUUCCACAACGACAACUACUCCAACUACCACUGUGAAACCCGUGCAGUGUUACACCUGCAAGGACCUCUCCUGCUAUGACAUGAGUCUGGUGAACUGCCCCACGGACAAACCGUACUGCAUGUCAACCAUCAGUCAAAGUUUUUCAGGAGCGAGGAACUUCACAAAAGGAUGCGUCACGGAACAUGUGUGCGAAACACAAUGGUGGAAGUCAACUGCAGGCUUAGCCGACUGCUUCCUGUUAGACGGUUCACCUUCCGGUUUUUCCGGCAUGCCCUUGGACAAGUGCAGCUUUUGUUGCCAAGGCGACGGUUGCAACAAAGACGCGAUACCGCCUGUAGGGGCACUGUAUAAUCCUAAAACAUCUGCACAACCCCAUCCAGACAGCACAGCAACGACAGUUCUCUCUGUAAAGUUGAAGUCCUCAGGAGUUACAUCUUCUACAGCAGUCACAGGACCCCCAACGUCGGUGUCAACGUCAUCUUCAACGUCGACUUCAACGUCGACUUCAACGCCAACGCCUACAACGGUAGCAAAGAGAGGACUGAAAUGUCAAGUCUGCGGGGACUUGAACGCGAAGAUUCCGUGCAGCCCGAGGGAUAUGUUUGUACCAAAGGAACAACUGUGUCCUGCAGGUCAAUUCUGUAUGGUUGAUGUUCUACAUGACGUGAAUGGCGCUCAGACGACGUAUAAAAGGUGCGUGAGCCAGACUGCCUGCUCAAGACAAUGGUACCACCAGACUUCAGACGAGGGGCGAUGCAUGCAGAAACAAACUGGAAGUAUUGCCAGUAUUGACUGCCAUUAUUGCUGCACCACUCCAGGCUGUAACAAACUUCCAAGACCUCAACUCUCAACUCUUUAUAAACCAAAAUGAAGAGCCUAUCCGCCUGAUAUGUACGUCUGCCAUACAACUGUACACUCCGAAAAUUCCAUUUACCUCUAUGUAUAACAUUGAAAAAGAUGCUUUCAUUCCAAGACUUUCCAAACUAUCCUACCUCGAAUGUUCCCAGCAAUAAUACCAUCUAUCUGACCUCAAGGUGACUCCUAUCUGGAAUACGUCAUUGAUGUUUGUCUACUCGCUUGAAUCAGCGGAUCCUUCACGUAUAUAAAGAUAGGAAUGGAUAUGUUUUCGCUAGUAAAAAAUGCAUCAUUUAACAUUCGCUCUAGAGGAUCGGUCAAAUGCGUCCAAAUCAAGGCAACGAGACAGCCAUUAAAAGAUAAAUAGCUAGCAUCAAUCUAUGUACAGUAAUUGUGGUCCACUCACAAUUCCUCAAAUUCAAAGAACAUUUUCACAUUUCCAAAAUGUAUCCUUCGAGAAUAAGCUGGAAUAUAAAAUUGUACCCUGUAUUAUAGAAAUGUGUUCUUCGUUUGGCCAGAUGUUGCCAAAUGUACGUGAAUACCGUUCUGUGUGAUGCCAAUAAACUGCUUGCUUUCAUUAUC